AUGUCACCAGUAUCACAGAGAUGGAAGGGUCAAUGUGAAAAUGGCUAUGCAUUUGAUCGUUCUCUUUGCAACAUAAAGCUCAUUAGGGCUCGAUAUUCUAGCAAAGCCAUCUUCGCUGAAUGUUGGAAAAUCAAUUAUACAUUCUACGACUCUUCACGAGACUUAUAUGGCCACAGAACCCACACAUCGUCCACUGCUGCUGGAAUUGAUAAAAAUUGCAAGAUCACAUGUGCCAAAGCCACAACUAAGGAUGAAGCAGGGUUCUUCGAAAGCAAGAACAAGCUCAAGUACGUAGCUGUCCGUCUAACUGAAGAACAAUUGCAUGGACUUCUCAAGCGCUUUGACAAGAACAAAGAUGGUCGCCUUAGCAUGCAGGAGAUGAGGAAUGCGUUCAAGAACCUCGGUUCAUAUUUCCCAGGAUGGAGAGCUGGUCGAGCCAUCUCUGUCGCUGACAUAAAUGGAGACGGUUUUAUUAGCGAGGCCGAGUUUGAAGAGCUUGUCAACUAUCCAGCACCCGGCGUCGGUGUUGAUGAGAUAUUUGACUAUGCCAAGACUGUGGAGCCGGGUUUGAGUGAUAAGAUGGACAGCUAA
Molecule: messenger RNA, 591 nt
Organism: Tripterygium wilfordii
Lineage: Eukaryota; Viridiplantae; Streptophyta; Magnoliopsida; Celastrales; Celastraceae
Exons: 3
Coding region: 1-591 (196 amino acids)
Biological process (GO): proteolysis
Molecular function (GO): calcium ion binding; serine-type endopeptidase activity
Source: RefSeq, a predicted model, not a curated record